CCCUACCAAAUAACCAUACCUCUCACCUAAUCAUGGCCGCAUCAGCCGCAGCCGCGGCUCCCUUUAGCUUUCCGCGCGAAUACAGCUUCCCUCCCUUCUUUACUCGCCAAACAAAUCUUACCACACACCACGCCCAGCUGACAAAAUGGAGCGCCUUGGUCCUCGCCUACGCUCGCCACCACAAGAUGUUCCGCCUCUCACUGUCCUCGGCUGCGGAAACGGACCUAUUCCACAAUAAAGCCAUUAACAGACGCCUACAGCCGGCUGAUAUCCGCGACGUGUUUGACUUUAUGCGCAAGGAAGGCAGGGCAGACUAUGUCAGCGAAGGCGCGCAGGAUGUCGUCUUUAUCUUCUGGAAGACGAUUGAUGAGUGGGCGGCUGUCGUGGAGGCAUUUGUUGACCAGACGGCGCAUAAGGGUAGUAUUUUGACACUAUAUGAGCUCUCAGAGGGCGAUGCGACUCUUGGAACAGAUCUUCACGGUAUCGAUGCUGAGAUUCUCCGCAAAGCCCUUAAUGUGCUUGUCAAACGGGGCAAGGCACAGAUCUUUGGACAAGAGGACUCGCUUGGUGUCAAGUUCUUCUGAAAUAUUGACUAUCAAAAACUAUUCAAGAUCCCUAAAAGAGGGCACGACUACUACCUGCAACUAUGGCAGGCUGACCACCGAAUCCCGCACCAGACGUCACACUUACUGCAUACAGCGGUAUAUAUUUGCUUUCACAUAAUUAACACGAAGACCCCAGCUUAUUCCUGAGCGGCAGAUAGAAACUUUUCGUCAAAACGGACCUGUUGCGCCAUGGCGACAUCUAGCAGCCAGUCUGGCGUGACGAUGCGUGGCUCCAUGUUGCCCUUUCUCGCCAUGUCCUCAAACUUGGGCCACAACUUGCGUUCCUCAGGGCUAGCACCGCUCAAGAGAUAGACAGGCUCAGGUGGCGCAUGUCCGUCUUCCUCAGCUGUCGUGGGUUUGAUGGUGGUGCCGCUGCGCGCGCGGUAAAUCUUGAA
This is a messenger RNA of [Torrubiella] hemipterigena, 1000 nucleotides long. NCBI's taxonomy places the organism in Eukaryota, Fungi, Ascomycota, Sordariomycetes, Hypocreales, Clavicipitaceae. The record is from the annotation of a GenBank genome assembly.